CAGAAGAAGAAGAGUGUUUAGCCAAUAACGAGCGUACUAGAGCUGCAGUCCGGAAAGAGAUUGAAACUUAAAAAAGGGCGCUUCAUAAAUAAGACAGAAGGAAACUGGAGUCUCCUCGUCACGGUGACCAUGAGUUUCUCCCCUCGUCCUCCCAGUCUUUCUGGGUGCAACAGUAUCCAGGAGCAAAGGGACCGCUGGGAGAAGAAAUGCAGUCGAGCAGUGCAAGAGUUGGUGCAGACAGAGCAACACUACUGCCAACAGUUGGAACUCGUAACCACAUUCUUUGUGGAAAUAUUGAAGGCCAAAGGAACCUUAAAGGAGGAUGUUAGAGAGGGUAUCUUCAGUUCGAUCAAAUCCAUUCUUUCAAUGAAUCUGUCAUUGUUGGUUCAUUUGGAAAAUGGCUAUGUUGGGAAAGGUCUGGAACAGUUCUGCUCACAUUUGCACCACUACAACGCCUAUGUGGACAAUAUCUACAAUGCCAACAAAGUGCUUGCGAUCCAACUGAAGAAAAGCAAGGCUUUCAGACGUUUUAAGAAACUACAAGAAGCCCGACCAGAGUUCAACAACCAGAAACUGGAGGACUUACUUCAAAUGCCGGUUCAGCGAAUUAAUCAAUAUGAGCAUUUACUGCAAGACCUAGCUGCCAACACGAGUCCAGACAACCCAGCGUAUGAACAGCUUUCAAAGGCCUUAGCUGCCGUGUGUGAAGUAUCCCAACGCAUCCAUGACAACGCUCAGCGCCAUGAGAACCACCAGCAGCUUUGCAGAGUGCAAAAACUGCUGAAAGGGCGAAAGACACGGGUGUUGGCUCCAGGAAGAUGGUUCAUUCGUGAGGGUUGGCUGAAGAUUGUCCCUUCAAAAGGCACUGAGACGAAGCCAAAGAUGUUUUUCCUGUUCUCUGAUUUGCUGCUGGAGGCGAAACCCUGUAGUCCACUUUCUGUCUCUAAUGGCAAAAAGUUUGUAGGCCAGCAUGCCUAUCCACUGCAAGAUGCUGCUGUUGAAAAGGUGUUUGGCCACACCAGGAGCCACGGAGGCCUGCUCAGCCUAACCUUCCCCAAAGCAAAACUCCUGCUGAUGUCCAACAACCAUGAUGACUUCAAUGACUGGUAUCAGUGUCUGAGCUCAGCCAUCAGGAAGCUGCAGUCUAAACACACUGUUCUUCAGAGAGAUGAGCCGUGUCGCAGACCUGUCCUCUCACCUGUGGACCAAACCAAUUCAGUCAGGAAGAGAAACAUGACUAGCAUUAAUCCCACCAACAAUGUUCAGAAUACAGGGGCAGAGCUGGAGUGCAGCGCUCCCAAGAGGACAAAGCAGUCUGCUGACGCACAGCAAAGCAGUGAAGAAGCUUCUACCUCCAGCUGUGUGAUCCUCUGAUGGAUUUCUUCGCUCUCAUACAACUAGAGCUUUUUGUUACCUACCGCUGGGGAUAAGUACCUACCGACCCCCACCCCACCCACAACCUUAAUUACCUUGAGUGAGCAUAUAUCUAUUUUAUCUAUAUUAUAAUGAGGACUGUAAUGUAAACUUUCAGUCUAAUCCACGUGAUUUUAAAAUACCAAAGAUGAGGAGCUUAUGUGCAAAAUGGGUUCUGCUAACAUGUAGCAGUAACAAGCUGUAGGAUAAUUGCUCCUUCCUGAAGGCUCCCAUUGUGUUUAUUGAAUGGUUCUUUAUCUCUUUGAAUCCAGGCAAAACAACCUGGUUAACAGAUAUGGAAUGUGAUGUGCAGAAGGUUUUUAUCACUUUGUAGCAUUUAACCUUUAGUCCUACCUUUUAACAGAAACUCUACAAAUAUUAACACUGUUAUGAUUGUUUAAAUAUCAUGCUAUUUUGCUGUUUUUACUUUUCUUGCUUUUUCACAUACUAUUGAAAACUGUUGUCAUAGUUUCAAAUAUAUAUGUAAUUUCCUUAACAAUGAAAAUAAUAAAACUACCCUAGAUGUUU
Molecule: messenger RNA, 1941 nt
Organism: Fundulus heteroclitus (mummichog)
Lineage: Eukaryota; Metazoa; Chordata; Actinopteri; Cyprinodontiformes; Fundulidae
Gene: arhgef39
Product: Rho guanine nucleotide exchange factor (GEF) 39
Exons: 13
Coding region: 130-1374 (414 amino acids)
Biological process (GO): positive regulation of cell migration
Cellular component (GO): plasma membrane
Molecular function (GO): guanyl-nucleotide exchange factor activity
Source: RefSeq, a predicted model, not a curated record